This is a messenger RNA of Closterium sp. NIES-67, 1101 nucleotides long. NCBI's taxonomy places the organism in Eukaryota, Viridiplantae, Streptophyta, Zygnematophyceae, Desmidiales, Closteriaceae. The record is from the annotation of a GenBank genome assembly.
UGGGAAUUUGCCCCGCAGGCGCUAGACUGCUGUCAGCUGUAUAUUAGAGCGCAUCACCUCACAGUCUUCGUCCCACAAGCUAUCAUAGUCCACUUAGUCGUCGUGGUUUAGCUCGAUCUCCUCCUUCGCUACCCCGAUCUUGGAAAUUGUGCCACUUUAGGCCAUUUCGGCUUGCAACUCUCAGUCAUGGCGCUACCUCUCCGCCACCUGCAUGCAACGAUGCUCGGAAGCCGCAUCAGCUCGACCAUGCCGCUGCUCGCUGAACGAAGCCUUGCAAACCUCUCACCACCUGCUGCUGCCAUGCCGAUCACCCGCUGUCAAGCACCACCUUCCGCAGUCGCACCGUCGCCCACCGUCGCGCCGACAUCCACGGUCACCCUGGCGACGGUAUCGGCACCAUCUUCCACGGGAAGCGCGGAACGAGUUGCGCUACCCUCGACGUCGACAUCCUCCCCCGCGGUCCGCGCUUCCCGCGUCAAGCAACCAAGGAAAUUCUCCGCGCGCCGCCGCAACGCGGCAUCCGCAAGCUCCACGCCACCGCGGCCCACGCACGCGCUGCGAUCCGGCGCGGCCAUGGCGGACUGCCUGAUGUCGUACAGCCGCAUGCUGCACCAAAUGCCCGGGGGCCGCCGCGACCUCGUGGCGGCCGGCGCGGCCGUCUUGGCGCACGUGCUCGAGUCGCUGCGAACCCUGCUCGACACGAACCAGGUGAAGGGCGUGGAGGCUGAGCGACUGCUGUUCGAGGUCGAGAGGGACCUGGGCCGCCUGCAGUUCGAGCUCGCCGUAGCGCCCGAGGCCUUCCCCGUACAGGCAGUGCGCCUGCAGUGCGCGCACGCCGCCCGCCUGCUCCGCUCCGUGUGAACUAAAUGGGGGAAACUACAGCAAGCCAAGCCAAGAUCACAGCUAGCUGCAUCAGGAAAAGCAGAAUGGUGCAGAAGAGGCGAACACAUGCAUGCUACUUCCUUCCCCUGUUUGUGUAGAACUACCAUGUACAAAUUAUGUAUAUACUUGCAAGGCAAAUUAUGUGUAUACCGCGGCCCAAAUUGCGAGGCGCGACCUUCAAGCGCACUGCGUUUGAGAGUCACGUUCUCGUGGGUGUAG